Drosophila novamexicana is the source of this 2757-nucleotide messenger RNA. RefSeq names its product 5-hydroxytryptamine receptor 2A (gene 5-HT1A). The coding region runs from base 1 to 2523 and encodes 840 amino acids. Gene Ontology annotation, biological process: adenylate cyclase-activating adrenergic receptor signaling pathway. Gene Ontology annotation, cellular component: membrane. Gene Ontology annotation, molecular function: G protein-coupled amine receptor activity. Lineage: Eukaryota; Metazoa; Arthropoda; Insecta; Diptera; Drosophilidae. The transcript is spliced from 10 exons. The record is from RefSeq and is a predicted model, not a curated record.
AUGGCGCGCGCGACCAACUUUAAUGAUGCGCUGGACUACAUAUACAUAGCGAAUAGCAUGAAUGAUAAAGCCUUUCUUAUAGCCGAGCCGCGGCCCGAGGAUGACGCUGUCGCGGAUGAGCAGGACGAGGAUUUUGGCAGCGGCGGCGGCGACAAUAACAACAACAAUCAUUACUACAACGAUGGCGGCGAUAGUGACUUUAUGAGCACAGGCGCUGCCGCCGGAUCCUUGGAGAGCAGCAGCACGCCCAGCUCAUCGCUGGCCACAGCCGCGCUGGCAGCGGCUGCGGCGAGCGCCUCGGUGGCCGCGGCAGCAGCGCGCAUAACCGCAAAGGCGGCGCAUCGGGCACUGGCCACCGGAGCGGCGGGCAGCAAAGCCAUCCAGCUGAUCGAUGUGGAUGGCAGCAAUGGUGCCGGCAGCGCUAGCGGCGUUUCGGACAAUAACUAUACAAACGUGGCUGUGGGCCUGGGCGCCAUGCUGCUGAACGAAUCACUGCUGCUGGAGGGUAAUGAGACGGGUCUGAGCAUUUUCGGUGAGCUGGUGAAUGGCAGCGGGCAGCAGCUGCUAAAUGCCAGCGCAGCGAUCAAUGUCACCGCCAGCAAAGUGGCCGAGGAUGACUUCACACAGCUGCUGCGCAUGGCGGUCACCACGGUGCUGCUGGGCCUGAUGAUACUCGUCACCAUAAUUGGCAACGUCUUUGUGAUAGCUGCCAUUAUACUGGAGCGAAAUCUACAGAAUGUGGCCAACUAUCUGGUGGCCUCCCUGGCCGUUGCUGAUCUGUUUGUGGCCUGCCUGGUGAUGCCACUGGGCGCAGUCUAUGAGAUCAGCCAAGGCUGGAUACUUGGACCGGAGCUAUGCGACAUUUGGACAUCGUGCGAUGUGCUCUGCUGCACUGCAUCCAUUCUGCAUCUGGUUGCCAUUGCCGUCGAUCGCUAUUGGGCGGUGACCAACAUUGAUUACAUCCAUUCACGCACCAGCAAUCGGGUCUUCAUGAUGAUCUUCUGCGUGUGGACGGCCUCGGUGAUUGUCUCAUUGGCGCCACAGUUUGGCUGGAAGGAUCCGGACUAUCUGCAGCGCAUCGAACAGCAGAAGUGCAUGGUCUCACAGGAUGUGGCCUACCAGGUAUUUGCCACCUGCUGCACUUUCUAUGUGCCACUGCUGGUCAUCUUGGCGCUCUACUGGAAAAUCUAUCAGACGGCUCGGAAACGCAUACAUCGCCGACGACCACGACCUGUCGAUGUGACAGCCAACAAUAAUCAGCCAGCGACCAGCACCACAACAGAUACUAAACUUAAUCGUCUGCGGCAACGUCUUGGCAGAUUCUCAACGGCCAAGAAUAAGAGCGGUGCAGCGGCCAGCUCUACAGCCCUUGGCCUGGUUGAGGGCAACUCCACGAACACGGUGAACACGGUGGAGGAUACCGAAUUCAGUAGCUCGAAUGUGGACAGCAAGAGUCGCGCCGGCAUCGAGGUGCCCAGCACAUCGGGCAACCAAAUAGCCACCGUCUCGCACCUGGUGGCGCUGGCCAAUCAGCAGCACGCCAGCAGCAGCAGCAGCAGCGCCAAGCAACAGAAAGCACCAGCAGCAGCAGCAGCUGGAGCUCAGCCAGCAAAUGUAACGGAAGCGGACAGCGAGGCGGAGCAGGAGCAUAACAAUGAGCAGCAGCAGAAUGAGCAGCAGCGGGAGGAGGAUGGGGAUGAGGCAGUGGCAACCGCAACCGCAACAUCAGCAGCAGCAACAACGCCGCUGGGCAAGGCCAAUGGAAAUGGUGGCGCCGCUGUUGAAGUGCUCGAGGAUCCGCAGCUGCAACAGCAGUUGGAACAAAUGCAGCAGCUACAAAAAACUGUUCAAAUUGGUGGCAGCAGCGGCGGCGGUGGCGGCGGAGGCGCUGGCGCCAGCACAUCGAAUGCCACAACAAUUACAUCGAUAUCAGCAAUAUCGCCGCAAACACCAACAUCGCCAGCCAUUGCAACGCAAGGGGUUGCCGCCGCCGCCGGACCGAUGACAGCAAAGACGAGCACAUUGACUAGCUGUAACCAGGCGCAUCCGUUGUGCAGCAAUUCGGCAAAUGCCUCCGGUGCGGUAACACCCGAACCGCGCACCAAACAGCAGCAGCAGCAGCAGCAGCAUCAUCAUCAGCCGGGACAUCAUCCACACCCUGCGCCGCCGCCGCAGCAGCAGCAGCAGUUGUCCAGCAUAGCAAAUCCCAUGCAGAAGGUAAACAAGCGCAAGGAGACGCUGGAGGCGAAACGGGAAAGGAAAGCGGCCAAAACAUUGGCCAUCAUCACCGGCGCCUUUGUCGUCUGCUGGCUGCCAUUUUUUGUGAUGGCACUGACGAUGCCGCUCUGUGCCGCCUGCCAAAUCAGCGACAGCGUCGCCUCCCUCUUCCUCUGGCUGGGCUACUUUAAUUCCACGCUAAAUCCGGUCAUCUAUACGAUAUUCAGCCCCGAGUUCCGACAGGCCUUCAAGCGCAUACUCUUUGGCGGCCACCGACCGGUGCAUUAUCGCAGCGGGAAACUCUAGAUAGUGCAUGCGAAGAGGCGAAGGCGUUUCUGCUAAGAUGACGAGAAAAUUUGCCUCUUCGUUCAAAAAAAAGAAGAAAGAGAAUACAAGAAGAUGGAUAUGAAGAAAGAGAAGAAUAAGAAGAAGACGUAGAACACCACCACUCACAAGAAGAAUGUAUACCAAGAAUGAUAUAAUAGCUGGAAGGCAGCGAACCAGAUUACUUUUAAAUAAAUAAAUAUAAAUACAAAAUAU